AUGCCGAAAACGGCCCCCGGUAGGGGGGGCUCCGCGCGUCCGUGGGGUUCUCACUGCGAGUCUCAGUGCGCCCCGCACCGCCUUGUCCGGGCCCUGGCCGAGCAUCCCCAGCGGACAUACGAGUCGGCGCUUGGGGUAUUGAAUUCCCUCCAGUCGAACUCGGGUGUCCUCGCGGCCGUGCAUCGCGCGUGCAUCGAAACCCCCGGCCCUCGGACUGACAAGUCUCCCCCCGAGGCUGCUGACGCCCCAAGCACCUGCCAUGCCUCGGUUCCCGUCUUCGGCAAGGGGAACCCCAUGAAUGAGCGCAAUUUGCCGGAGAUGCGCGCCUGCCUCGCACGCAUGGGCUACUCUGCUGGCGACUUUGACCAGCUCAAUAUCAUCCAUGUGACUGGCACCAAGGGCAAAGGCUCAGUCUGCGCCAUGACCGAGUCUGUUCUCCGCAGCGCCUUCGAGGCGGCGGCCCCCCUGUCGGUGGACACCCGGCAUCGGCCCCUCCGCACUGGGCUCUACACUUCGCCGCAUCUGAUCGAUGUCUGCGAACGUAUCCGCCUCAACGGCCAGCCCAUCAGCCAGGAUGCCUUUGCUCGAUACUUCUUCGAGACCGCCGAUGCCCUGGUGACCGGUCGGCCACCGGCCGACGCCUCGGGCUGGCCACCAUUCUCCGGGGGCACGGUUCCGCCGGUGGCCGAGCACGGCCCUGCGGAGGAAGCCGCGCCGGUUUCGAGCCCGGCCAACCCCCUGCCGGACUUGCCGCCGGUGUCCUACUUCCGCUUUCUGACCCUCAUGGCGCUGCAUGUGUUCAUGCGCGAAAAGGUCGAUGUGGCCAUCCUCGAGGUUGGAAUUGGCGGAGCCUAUGACAGCACCAAUGUAAUCAAACACCCGCUGGCGAUCGGCAUCACGCCGGUGGCCAACGACCAUGCGGCCACCCUCGGCACCACGCGCGAGUCUGUUGCCUGGCACAAAUCCGGCAUCAUCAAGCCCGGCUGCCUGGCCUUCGCCACACGGGAAGACCAAACCCCGGCGGUCCUGGCAAUGUUGGAUGCUCGCGCGCAGGAACUCCAGGCCCAUGGCAAUCGCAUUGAGUAUGUCACUCGAGGAGACUACCCGGCCGAUGUCCUGGAUGCGGUCAGCCUCUUUGGCGAUCACCAGCGUCAGAAUGCCGCUCUGGCUGGGGCUCUGGCGCGAUCGGCCCUCGGUGUCCUGGCACGCUCCCCGGACCCGGCCCUCGCGACCCUGGCCCCGGUUGCCGAGGGCGAUGCCUUCCUGGCAGCCAUGCGCGAGGGGCUCAGCCAGGUCCAGUGGCCGGCCCGGUGCCAGACCAUCGAGGGAGUUCCCGAUCGGCCGGGCGUUCGGGCCUCGGAGGCCGGGCCCCGGGUGCUAAACUACCAUGUGGACGGUGCACACACCCCGGAGAGCCUGGCCCUGUGCGGCCAGUGGGUUGGUGGGGACGUGGUCCGGCGAUCGCCCGGGCCCCUGGGGCUGCUGUUCACCUUCACCCACGGCCGAGAUCCCGAGCAGCUCCUGGCCGCUCUGCUGGCCAACCUCCCGUCCGGGGCCACUGCCACACACCCGGCCGGGCUCUUUUCCAUGGUGGCCUUCUGCCCGGCCCCGGUGGAGUUGAAGCCGGGCGCCGUGGCGGCCACCGUCUCCGAGCAGCCGGGGGCCGACCCGGCCGACUGGCCCGAAUCGGCCGAGUACCACGAACAGGCGGCCCUGGUGGAGGCCUUCCGCCGGCUGGCUCCGGCCGGGGCCCCGGAGCCGCGGAUCUUCCGCACCGUCGACCAGGCCAUGGCUCAUCUGCAUGCGAAGCUGCUCGAUGAACAGGCCGCCGGGGCUGGUGGUGGCGGGCCGACGGCGGGUGCUCGUCCUGGGGUCGUCGUCACGGGCAGCCUGUUGCUCUCGGGCGCGGUGCUCAGUCGGCUGCGCUUCGCGUAUGGCGUUGGCCUGGGCCGGGGCGUGUAAGUGACAUGGCUGCACGUACGGGCACGGUGCCUGCCGGGGCCACACACCCCUCCGGACGUGCGUGCUCCCUUGCCAUCCUGUAUUCCGGCAAAUAGAUGUGAGGAAAAGGGAAGAAGGCCGCACGGCUGUCUUUUGCCCCGGGGCUCAUGCCUGCGCUUGGCCGAAGAUCCGGACAUGCUGAAAUGACGGGGACACGCCGAUCGAUGGGCAGACAGACGAAUGUGCACACUUGGGGGUAUGUGUCCCCCCUCCCCCCCCCCGCUCAAACACCACACGCAUGCACAUUCGAUGGCAGAGGCGCCGCCUCCUCCUCGCGCCCUUGGCCGUAGACGCAUGGGCCAGGCGCGCGCCUG
Fonticula alba is the source of this 2315-nucleotide messenger RNA. RefSeq lists its product as hypothetical. Gene Ontology annotation, biological process: tetrahydrofolylpolyglutamate biosynthetic process. The record is from RefSeq and is a predicted model, not a curated record. Gene Ontology annotation, molecular function: ATP binding; tetrahydrofolylpolyglutamate synthase activity. The transcript is spliced from 9 exons. NCBI's taxonomy places the organism in Eukaryota, Rotosphaerida, Fonticulaceae. Gene Ontology annotation, cellular component: cytoplasm; cytosol; mitochondrion. The coding region runs from base 1 to 1962 and encodes 653 amino acids.